Messenger RNA from Jaculus jaculus (lesser Egyptian jerboa), 656 nucleotides. It is a transcript of the gene C1H11orf98, whose product is annotated as chromosome 1 C11orf98 homolog. The transcript is spliced from 4 exons. Lineage: Eukaryota; Metazoa; Chordata; Mammalia; Rodentia; Dipodidae. The record is from RefSeq and is a predicted model, not a curated record. Bases 53 to 436 code for a protein of 127 amino acids.
UCGGGAGGGCGGGGCCGGAAGUGCGCUCGCGGGUGAGCCGCCGGGUGCCGGUAUGGGUGCUCCGGGAGGAAAGAUCAACCGGCCGCGAACGGAGCUGAAGAAGAAGCUGUUCAAGCGCAGGCGGGUGCUGAGCCGGGAGCAGAGGCUGAGGCGCCGGGUGGUGGGCGCGGUGGUAGACGAAGGGCUGACGACGCGGCACCACCUCAAGAAGCGCGCGUCCAGUGCACGUGCCAACAUUACUCUUUCGGGGAAGAAGCGCAGAAAGCUCUUGCAGCAGAUUCGCCUUGCCCAGAAAGAAAAGGCAGCUAUGCAAGUGGAAACCCCCUCAAAGCAAGCCAGGACUAGUGAGCCACGGCCUAAACGACAAAAGAAGAAAAAAGACACCCAGGAUGUAGAUAUGGAGGAUGUAGUUAUGGAGGACCUUGAUGUGAGCUGAUGUUCCUACCUUUUCUGUUGGAAGACUCUGGAGCUGGAGCCAGAAGGAUUCGAUGGUUGUUUUCAUAGGACUUUGGGGCAAGCAUUACCCUUUUUGCUCUCCCAGAUUCCUCUUCUAUAAUAGCCUACUGACCUCCAUGAAGGGAUGUUUUUUGCUAUGAGACUGGAGAGGGCCCACUCUAGCAGCUAGCUCCAUUUGUAAUAAAACCCUAGAGUUUUAA